GCGGAUUCCUCCAUCCACGACAUACUCCUUCCAGUCGAUAAAUCUCUCUCGUUCGGCCCCCUAAUUUUUGACUAAAACUAAGAUCAGAUGGCGAAAUUGUUCUGGUUGGAGGCUGUUCUUCCUCUUGGAAUCAUCGCCGGAAUGCUUUGCGUGAUGGGCAACGCCCAGUAUUACAUCCACAAAGUAGCUCAUGGAAGACUGAAGCAUAUUGGGAACGACAUGUGGGAUAUGGCUAUGGAUAGAAGGGACAGGAAGAUCAUGGAGCACUACUCCGCUGCCGGGAAUUAGGUCGGCUCCUGCCAAUAGGUUAUGGCAUACUGAUGGAACAGUUAUCUUUGCUGGAAAUAAUGUUCCUUGAUACUUAGGGACAACAUGCUUUCAGGUUUCCUAGACCAUAUGUCUUUUUCAUGUCCUUGCCUUUUAUGCACUUCAUGACCCUCUCAAAUAUGAGAUGCAAAAUCUGUCCACCUUUGUUUUAAUGUUUGAGAUGUUAGUUACUGAAGAGAAGAGAAAGAAUUGGUUUAUGGCUGCAAUGAAUGGACUUAAUUUAUUUUAUUUCUGAUUUCUAAA
Elaeis guineensis (African oil palm) is the source of this 570-nucleotide messenger RNA. NCBI's taxonomy places the organism in Eukaryota, Viridiplantae, Streptophyta, Magnoliopsida, Arecales, Arecaceae. The record is from RefSeq and is a predicted model, not a curated record.